This is a messenger RNA of Nothobranchius furzeri (turquoise killifish), 3044 nucleotides long. It is a transcript of the gene angpt2a, whose product is annotated as angiopoietin 2a. The record is from RefSeq and is a predicted model, not a curated record. Gene Ontology annotation, biological process: Tie signaling pathway. Gene Ontology annotation, molecular function: receptor tyrosine kinase binding. Lineage: Eukaryota; Metazoa; Chordata; Actinopteri; Cyprinodontiformes; Nothobranchiidae.
GUAUGUUUAUUAAAAUCUAAAUAUUGACAACUGUAAUUCACAUUUCAGAUUAACUGUGACAAAAUGGAUGUGAUUUGCUAUUUUCUUAGGUUUUUUAGGUGUGUAACAAAACUGGGAAAAGGAAAGACCAGACAAGCCGAUUAAUAAACACGUUAGGAUGGAUUCAUUUGAAAUAUAAGAUAUUUUCAGCUGAAACUAAAUUUGAUGAAUGAGGAACAAAAAAUAGGAUAUACUUGUGACAUUUUAAUAUUAAAAAACAUUAAAGUCUGAUGCAAGAAAUGAUGUAAUUUCCAACAAGGACAAAGCAGGAAGAGUGAGGAAAGAGAUACUCCUUAUUCUUUGAAUCUCCCAUUCAAGCCCCGUGUGUUAUAUGUAGUCUGGGAAGAUGAAUUUAAAUGAAUGGGAGAGACACGGCUACCAUCAAAGAGUGUGCUGAACGUGGACAGCGACAUCCUGAGUAGCUGUUCCACCGGAGCAGACAACAACACGUGGGUGUUGUAGAGGAUAUAGCAGAGGAUGUGUAAUUUGUGCAUCAGCUUCUGUGUGUUGUUUGGUGUGAACUGAAAGGAAUCUCCACUUCACAUCUCUUCACAGUGACUGGCCAUGCUGACGGGUGGGUGGGUGGCUGGGGGAGUGGUUUAACCUCAGAGUUAGCGAGUUUAAACCACUUUAGCAAGUGGCUGGGAGGACUGAUGAAAGGCGAGCACAUGCAAGCCUGGCACCACUACUGAGGACGCGCUAAUUCCUGAUGGCUUUUUACUCCACCUACUAAUGAGAGGUAUUAAAAAGGAAUCUGCACUGAGAUAUUUACACUUGAAUGCCGUUGAGGAGAGAUAUCAACCACUAAGACAGAUUUCAAUCCAUCCCAUCUCUAUUAACUCUAGUGUAAAAAGCUAUGAGGAUGCUAAACGUGGACUUAAUCAUUUUAAGUUUCUGCCUCGGUCUGGGAACAACAGCUAUUGCUGCUGAGAAGAGACAAUAUCAGAUCCAAAACGGCCCAUGCAGCUACACCUUUCUCCUGCCAGAGCAGGAAAACUGCCAAAGCCAGAACUACUUCAACUAUCCAGAUCAGAAAGAUGGACCCACAGACAAUGAGUCAAUCCAGAGGCUGGAGCAACUGGAGAUCAGCAUGGAGAACAACACACAGUGGCUGCUGAAGUUAGAAAACUACAUCCAGGACAGCAUGAAGCAGGACAUUGUUCAGUUCCAGCAGGCUGCAGUCCACAACCACACAGCUACUAUGAUUGAAAUUGGUGCAAACUUGCUGAGUCAAACUGCAGAGCAAACAAGAAAACUCACUAAUGUGGAGACACAGGUAAUCCAUCAAACAACUCGACUUGAGCGUCAACUCCUAGAAAAUUCCUUGUCAACCAACAAUUUGGAAAAACAACUCAUUGUCCAAACAAAUCAAAUCAACAAACUGAAUGAUAAAAACAGUCUCCUGGAAAAAAAAGUGCAGGAGAUGGAGGACCAGAGAGUAGUGGAGCUAAAGGCACUCCAAGAAGAAAAGGAGCAGCUUCAGACUUUAAUCCUGAGGCAGACUGCCAUCAUAGGAGAGAUGGAGCAGCAGCUGCUGAAAGUCUCCACCAACAACUCUGUUCUACACAACCAGCAACAGGAGCUGAUGGAAACAGUGAAUAACCUCAUUUACACGUUAUCUGCUGGAUCUGCUGAAGAAACUAAUACCGUCAUGAUGCAGGACACGCCAACCCUGUUUUUGGACUGUGCUGCCGUCUACAAGUCAGGGAACACCCACAGUGGAGUCUACACCCUCACAGUGCCCAACACCACCCUGGAGGUUAAGGCUUUCUGUGACAUGGAGACAGAAGGAGGUGGCUGGACCGUACUACAAAAACGCUUUGAGGGCCGUGUUGACUUUCACCGUACGUGGCAAGAGUACAAAAAGGGGUUUGGAGAACCUUCGGGUGAAUUCUGGCUGGGAAAUGAAUUUGUCUCCAAACUGACUAACCAAAAGCCUCACAAGCUGAGGAUCCAGCUGAGUGACUGGGAGGGAAACUCGGCCUUCUCCCAAUACGAUGAGUUCUUUCUCGACAACGAAGAACAAAAUUACAAGAUACACCUUAAAGGCUUCAGCGGAACGGCAGGCAAAAUAAGCAGUAUCGGGCAGCCAGGAAGUGGUUUCAGUACAAAGGAUGCAGACAAUGACAAAUGUGUUUGCAAAUGCUCACAGCUGACAACAGGAGGCUGGUGGUUCGACGCCUGUGGUCCGUCCAAUCUAAAUGGGAUUUAUUACCAAAAUGGCCAGAACUCCAAUCGCUUCAAUGGAAUCAAAUGGUACUACUGGAAAGGCUCGGGCUACUCUCUGAAGUCAACUGCAAUGAUGAUCAGACCGACAAACUUCUCCGGCUCUCUCUGACACAGCGCCAGGGAACAAACUCUGCUCAACGAACAACUUCACCAAAAAAAGGAAAUACUUCUUGAUGCGACCAAAGCGCUUCAAAAAAUGCUUUUUUUACACCUCUAUUUAAGCAAAAAUAACAGCUGAGGAUCAUGGAGAAUGGUACAACUUAAUAAACUAGUCAGAAGUUAUUGUUAUGAGCCAUGGAAAAAUUUCCUGUUAAAUAUUUUAAAUGUAAAUGCCACAGAAAAAGGUUUCACCUAAGAUUCAAAGUUUUAUUCCACAGAUGGUAUGAACAUUUGAUGUUUAAUUUAUAUGUACAUUAGGGUUGAUUAUUUAAUAUUAUAAUAUAGGAAGGAGAUCUGUUUCUGAGCUACUGAGGUCAUUGCACUAAUAAUUUGGAGAUUUAAACUAAUAUAUUCUGCUUUACCUACUCAUUCAUUCAGUCAGAAAUGGUGUAAAAAUUUGGCUUUGAGAUCGUUAGACUGUAAAUCUUUAGCAGCCUUUUCUGUUUCUGAUGUUGGAAAUCAAUAAUCACUACACAAAGAGCUUAUGUUUAUUAAAAUGUUUGUGAUUAAUGCACUCAGUCUAUUUUUAUCUCUUUAGACCAAUUCAUGCAUUUUGAUACUUUUCUUCCAGUGAACGCAAUAAAAUUUAAGUGGUCUAAAUCUGUGUUUCUUUUCAA